CUCGUCCGGGUUUAUACUUUUAUUCUGCACCACAUCUCAUUCCUCUGGCUGUCCCAAUACUAUGUCGGCCCAUCAGCAACAGCUCAGGGGCCCAUCCUUCCCGGGCCAGCAGCAACAGCACAAAGUCACAGCAAAUGGGGACAACCAACAUGCUCAAGAGCAUAAACCAGCAACUGCCAACGCAUCCACAAAAAAACGCAAAGCAUCGCCUGCACCCUCAUCCACAGACAGGCGCAGGAUGUCAACAGGGAUCUACCCUUCGACGGAUGAUGAUGCAGCAUCCACAUCAAGCAAACCUGUCAGGGAACCGAAACGCACCCGAGUACACUUUUCAUGUGUCGAGUGUCAUCGACGAAAACAAAAGUGUGAUCGAAAAGAACCCUGCUCGCAGUGUGUUGCUAGGCGUGUACCCCACUUAUGUCGACCAUUCCUCAAUGGCGUUGAGGACCCCAACAUAUCAAAUAAUACGGACGUGAAUGCUCGUCUUAAUACUAUUGAGAACCUCUUGACUCGACUUGUAUCUUCCAUCCCGCAAGCCAUCGCCUCUCGGCCCUUUGCUGGUGAUGCAGGCUCACCCGAUGUAUCCUCCCUCACCGCAUCCGGCGAAGAAAUCUUUCAUCCCCAUGUAACACUUCCAGACCCCGCGUCUCGCGUCACCAUGCCUCAUAAACCGCCUCCUUCUGGUCUCUUCCCUUCCAAUAUGUCAUAUACAACUCCUCCUUCUCGGACGGGAUAUGGCUGGGGUCUGAGAGAAGGACGCAGAAUAGCGCUGUCUCUGGAUGAUAACUUUGAGCUGAGGGAUAUGCUGCAGACGCUCAAGGAGAGCGGAGUAUCGCAAGGACAUUUGGAAUGGCUGAUUGCGGGUGUACCGGGCCGAAGGAUGGCAGAUGGAUUGGUCGAGUUGUAUUUCAGGGAUAUUGACUGGACCCGGUAUAAAAUCAACAAGUUCUCAUUCAUGUCGCGGUAUAAUAAGUUUUUCGAAUCCAUUGGCCGAAACCCAUCGUGCCCGAAGGUCGACGCCGAUACUCUCAAAUGGCUCCCCCUCAUGUUCAUUCUUCUUGCCAUUGCGGCACUCUCUGCUCCGCACGAGCUUGUGCCCAGGGAUGAACAAUUGGGUUGGUCACGUAGAUUCUAUGGCUCGGCGCGAAGUGGGUUGGAGUACGCCAAGGCUCUGCAACGGGACAACUUGGAUGUUCUCUUUGCCGGAUUACUUGCAUCUCGUUACAUGCUCCUCACACGUCGACCAGCCGAAGGCUCUGCCCCUGUCACUACCGCUUUCCAACUCGGUCUCUAUCGAGACGGUUCCGUGCUCAACAUUUCGGACAAGAAGGAAGUUGAGAUUCGUCGUCGGGCUUGGGCUAUGCUCUAUCACAUUGACCGUACCAUCUCGCUCCUGGUCGGCAGGCCCCCAUCCAUCUCUGACGCCCAUACCGAUACCCAGCCGCCCGCGAAUCUUGAUGAUGAAGAAGUUGAAAGCGGCGACUUUGACCCGGCCGGACACCCUUUGACUACCCCUACUUCAUACACAUACGUUAUCGUGCGACACAAGCUUGCAGAGAUUAUGGGUCGUAUUGCCUAUCAUACAUUCGCUAUCCAACUUCCCGACUAUGGCACCGUUGUUUCUCUCGACCGCGAACUUCUCGCUUGGCGAGAUAACCUUCCUUCUUUUUUCCGUAUGGAAAACCCCGAUACAUCUCUCGACCAGUCACACCCUUACCUCUUUGUCCAGCGACAUCUUCUCGCGUGCGAGUGGUAUUACACACGUAUCACACUUAAUCGACCUUACUUGCUUCGAAGAAAACCCCAGGAUAGCCGGUAUGCGUACUCGAAGACGGCGGCUAUUGAGAGUGCAAAAGCGGACCUGUUGUGUAGGAGAGCGUUUGUGAUGGAAAAAGGUAAUUUGGUUGUGAACAGUGGAGGGUAUAGGGUGUUGAAUUCUUACAUGGUCCUUGGUGUCACUAUCAAGCUCGAUCCUGACUCGCCGCAGGCCGAUGAGCUCCGUCAACUGCUGAACGUUGUAUCUGGCCGUCUUCCCGACUCUCAAAACCGCAUCUCUGAACCCCUUGUCAAGGAAGAACUCGCCAUCGUUGAAUUCCUCACCGCUAAGAACCUCGGCAAACCUCCACGUCUUCCACCUAACCGGAAUACAGAAGCUUCUGGCGGUGCAGGCGAUGACCAGACCCCCGUGGAUCUUUUACUUAACUUGGCGAAGACGAGGAGCGGGAAACGAGCGGCCGAAGAGGAGAAGAGACAAUUGCGACUGCAAGCUGCGAGGGAAAAGGAAGAGCAACGACAGGCGGCAAAGAGGAAUGCUGGAGCAGAGAAUAUAUCGUCCAGUCCAUGGGGAUAUGUGGCACCGCCGAUGCCGGGGCUGGACGUGCAGCAGCCUUUUGACAACGAUGGCAAGCGAGUCCCUCGUCCACUUCAGCCUCCUCCAACCCGCCGCGCAGAUGGGUCCAUUCCUGAUUCCACAGGUUGGUCCCCAGAGAUGGCGCUUGCCCUCUCUCAAACCCCGCUCAAACCCCAGUCCUCUGCUAGUUCGGCCCAAGCUCAAGCCCAAGCACUCGCCAAUGAUCUUCAGAGAUUUGAUUCCUCCAAUCAGAACCGAGCGCUGUUGAGUCCAAGCCAAGGAACGGGCAAUCUGGAUCUUUCGCCUUAUGGUGGGUUUAAUAGCUUGCCGUCUUUGGGCGAUACGCCCGGUUUGAGCGGGUUUGACGGCAGUGCAGGCUUCUUCCAAUCCCAGCCACCUCCGCCGUUGUCUCUCUCCGAUAGGGCUACGUCGAAUAGAAUCAGCUCUAAUUCUAACACUGGCGGGCCGGGGUCACAAGGUCAAGGGCCGCAAGAUGGGAUGUUGGAUGGGAAUGGAGUGCAACAAUUUGGAAAUGCCAAUUUUGAUUCGUUUGAUUUCAACGAUUUAGGGUUGGAUGUUAGAGCUCCUGGGCAGGGAGGAGGGUUUAAUCCUUUCGCGUUACCCCAGACAGAAGAGGGGAAUGCCGAAAACAAUGCUCCUGAUGACGAGACUAUGUUCUUGACUUAUAUCCUAAACAAAUUCGCAAAUGCCCAGCCUGAAAUUUAAUGACUUUCUUGCGGUCUCUGGCUUUGAGAGGAGUUGUAAGGGUCGUGUAGCUCCAAAUUUAUAUUGGUAAUGGGUAAUAAUGUAGUUCUCACAUCUAUACUAUAUGGGCUUGAAGGUUACCGUGAUUAAAAAUUGUAUUAUUAGUGGCUUUGCCGACAUGCAUGUCUUUCA
Cryptococcus deneoformans JEC21 is the source of this 3247-nucleotide messenger RNA. RefSeq names its product nucleus protein, putative. The transcript has 8 exons. The record is from RefSeq and is a predicted model, not a curated record. Gene Ontology annotation, molecular function: zinc ion binding; DNA-binding transcription factor activity, RNA polymerase II-specific; DNA binding. The coding region runs from base 62 to 3076 and encodes 1004 amino acids. Gene Ontology annotation, biological process: DNA-templated transcription; regulation of DNA-templated transcription. NCBI's taxonomy places the organism in Eukaryota, Fungi, Basidiomycota, Tremellomycetes, Tremellales, Cryptococcaceae.